Drosophila elegans is the source of this 5285-nucleotide messenger RNA. RefSeq lists its product as uncharacterized. The transcript is spliced from 9 exons. Gene Ontology annotation, biological process: mitotic spindle assembly. Gene Ontology annotation, molecular function: microtubule binding. Bases 230 to 5161 code for a protein of 1643 amino acids. Gene Ontology annotation, cellular component: microtubule organizing center; cytoplasmic microtubule; mitotic spindle. The record is from RefSeq and is a predicted model, not a curated record. NCBI's taxonomy places the organism in Eukaryota, Metazoa, Arthropoda, Insecta, Diptera, Drosophilidae.
GCUACAAAAGGACUUGUCCAGCGGUCGAAUUCGGCAUUCGUUGCUAGCGAGUUGCACUGUUUUGUUAUGGUUAGGCCAAGUGAGCAAAAAAUCGAAUAAAAUGGAACAAGUUCGAAAUUAGUGCCAGGACAUUUCCUACCUACCGGAUGCAAGCGUGCGUGACAAUUAAAAAUUAAAGCCGAGGAAUUUAGUUAGACAAUUGCAGUGCGAGGCGGGGACGAGGACCGGAAUGUUCUUUCGGCGCACUUUAGAACGCAAGGACAGCGCUCCCAAUGUACCGCUUUCCUUGACGACCACAGCAAGUCCGCAACUGCACUACAAUAGCGAGGACAGCGAGAGUGUCACUUACGUGAGUGGUGCCGCCGACGGUGAAAUCAAGGACAGCAAUAACAACCAGUCGGUGGGUAAUGUGGGUGGUGCCCUGGUCGCUCCAAUGAAAAUCGGUGCAGUGCAGCUGACACCGCUGUGGGAGCAUAUUCUCCGCACCCGCCGACUUCCGGAAACAAUUUGCCUCAGCGCCAUGUACGCCGAGUUCCAUGAGCGCCUGCAGGACCCAGAGUGGCAGGUUCGCCAACACGCCCUGCGAGUCCUUGUCGACGUCCUGGUGGUGAUGCAAGACGAGGCCGAUGACCACAUGCAGCGGCAGCAGCUCAUCAGCCUGCUGGUCGAGAACCUGGGCCAUCAAGCGCCCACUGUGCGCAAGGGAGCCCUCGACUGCCUGCGGGUCUACUUGGCUGAGACCGCCGUUCCGGAGACGGUCAUGCUGGGGAUCCUUGAUGCCGGACUGACGAAGCAGCAGGCUCAGGCGAAGUCGGAGCACAUGGGUCGUCUCAGCGUCGGGGUCUUGCUGUCUCUGCCGGCACUCUUACAGACAACUCUGACAACUCAGCACACUUCCCAGCGACACCGCAUCACACAGAACACCUUGGAGCGGGUGGUGCAGCACAUGGACCAACUGGCUAAGCAGGAAAUCACUCUGAAGGUCUUAACAAAGAUCAGAGAGCUCGUAGGGGUCCACCAGUUCGAAGACAUUAUGAGUGAUUUGGGCUGCUUGACCGAGUACUAUCAACUUUGUCAGGUAUACGGGGUGUCUGAAAAACCAAAAAAGGGCGGCGAGACUAAAACGGGCGCCUGGCGGGCAUUACCACGUGACCAAGGCUGGAGAAACAGCGGCUCCAACGACAUCCAGAGCAAGGAGCAGUCAGCCUGUCCAGAAAAGGGAAAGGUCAUCAUGGAAACGGAGAUCAAGAUCAACGACGACACUGUGACCAUGCGCAUCCUCGAAGCGGACACCGAGACAGAAGAGUCCGACAGCCCGGCCAGUAGAUACUCAAAGGAAGGAGAGUCGGCGGAUCUGGUUUGCCACCCCAUUUUGUCUAGUUCCAACAGCCACCAUGGGCAUGCCGUUGGGACGGGCAUUGUCCGGGUCAUAAGUGAUUCGGAACUGGAUGAGCCGCAUGCCACUAAGCCUAGGAGCCUUUCCGAGCCGAGCACUCCCUCGCGAGGUCUGAAGCGGGUAACCUUCGGUGGGGAGAUUGUCAAGAUGCGAACCCCUGAUAGCGACGCAGCCCCUUCUGCAAACAACACCCAAGGCCCUGCUCAGGCCAAUCCGAGUGCCUCUAUUCUGGUCUUGGAAGAUGCAUCGCCCUCUCCCCUGAAUUCGCCAGUGGAGGAGACGCAAGUCCCAAAAACCACAAUACCACAACCUCCCAGCGACAAGAGAACAACGGCACUCGUGCUGGAGAUUCCACUGGACAAUACCAAGCCCUUGCCCCAGGCACGACUCUUCAGCGCGCAGUCGCCACGGCGUCAGCCCUCGGACAGUCCACGCAAGCGAAAGGAGGCGGACGGAUCAUCACCCCGCUCUCCCGGCCUUCGCAGCCGCAGCACCAGUCCGACUGGGAGCAACAACAUCAGCCCCAAAUCCGCCAUUCCGCACAAGCAAAUCGAGGUUCUGCACAAUCUGCAGCGCGAUCCGUCGCCGCGGUCCCAGCGCCUCUCGGAGGACAAUGGUGUGGUUGGGGAUGAGUUGAGCCAUCCUGCGACCGGAAAUGCCCCUGCCAGAGCUGCCUCUACGAUGUCUGCAGAGUCGCCGACCACGCCCAAAUCCUGGGAGGAUCUGGACAUUGUCAACUUCAAGACGCUGAUGGACUUGCGAUCUGGGGACUGGCGCAAUCGUUUGAUGGGCAUCGCCCAACUGGAGCACGCCCUAAGCUCGUCGAGCAAUUUGGCCUUGGUGCAGCCAUAUCUGGACAGUCUGCUGCGAACCCUCCUCUCCUCGGAACGGCACUUUGAGGUGGCCGAGCUAAAGCGGGAGUUGUUGGUAAACCUGAUCUCACGUCUGCCUUUGGACAACUUGGAGGAGCGCACACCACAGAUCCUGACGGGACUUUGUCGCCAGGGCAACGCUGGGGCGAACCGAGUGUGCAAGGCUUUGAUGCAGCGCCUUCCGGCUGGAACCAUUGUGGCGAAAUCGACUUCACCAGAGUUCCUGCACGCAAAGAGUUCAAAGUUCCGGGACCAUGCGCUUCAAAUGUCCAUUUUUGCCUUGAUGAGUUUUCCGGGCACCUGCUUUGACAUAAAUCUCCUGACGGCUCAGGCCGUCUACUCUCUGCUAAAUCGCAAUCGUCGCGUGCGCCAGGCUGCUCUGGAGGUGCUUGCAGUCCUGGCAGAUAUUUCAUCGAUUCAGGAGGUCCUUACCAUCGUCUCAGAAAUGACGGUCGGCGUAGAGCCUGGACCACUGAUACUGGAGGCGGCAAGUGUGCGCCUCUCGCGCCUGCAGCUGCCCAUUGUGACGCCCGACAGUGGCGUGCUCUUCGUUUUCAACCAAACUGAUCCUCCCGGAGCCAGGCCUUCUGGAGCGGAUGUGGAUUGGAUCUGUCAGGGAGAGGGCUCCGCCUCGCCCAACUCCGUCAAGAGAAGACGCAUGCGGGCUGCAUGCAGUCAGCGCGACGUCCCCGAGAGCACGAAAGCAAAAAACAAGAAAGAUGCGUUCCACAGUUUCAAACAGGUCAACGAAGCCCUGCAUCGACAUUCGUUCCACUCACCCCCAGAAACUUUAGACAUGACUAGCCCCACAAAUGACUUAUCGCAAAGACUAAGUUUUGGCGCUAGGACCAAUGUAGGAAAUCACACUUUAACCGACAGACGCCUGGUGGCCAAGGCGUGCUCUGAUACAUCGAUGGAUGGACGAAGUACAGAUAGCACGACCACCACCUGCAGCAGUGGAAGCACCACGGGCAGCUUUAUUCAGCUUACCUCCCGCACUGGAAGUCAAUUUUCCGUAGCGAACUCUCGAUUUCCCGCCAUGCACCAGCAUACAGACAUCGUCAACAACUUUUUGCGAAGCAAGCAGCGCAGCACUAACUCCUUCUGCAUGAAGGGACCGGCCUACCCGAAGGUCAGCUAUUCUAUGCCAAAGGUUCAGCAAAUGUCUCGCAAGAAACUCCAGCACCAGCACUCCUUCACACAGUUGGACAACGCAGGGCCAGCCCAAGGGUGCGAAAAAAACAAGUCAAACGAAUCCCAGGUGAGGCAGAAGAGUGGCUUUUCAACAGACCAUCUGCAAUCGCUGGACACCAAGUGCGCUGACGCUGCCAAAUCAGUUGACAGGGAAACCGCGAGGGCAGUUCCGCCUUUGGUGCCAGAGGUCAAAGACACGACGGACGGCUCUCCCCUGUCGGUAAGGUCCACCAGCUAUUCGCAAAAGUCGACAGCGUCGGCGAAAUCGAGUGGUAGCCACGGCGAGAUGUGCAAGCUAACAUCCUCGUCGGCUGGCGACUGCAUCAUCGACGCCAAGAUGAGGGUGCUGAGCCUGGAAAAGGAUCCCGUCGAGGCCUUCGGGGAACUGGUGGUGGACGACAUUGAAGAGGAGAAAACGGAACCCCCAGCCCAUGAUGAGCCUAUCAAGCUCAACGGAAGCCUAAAUAGCCUUCACAGCAAAACCGAGAGCAUCAAAACGCAGUUGGAGGACACUACCCCGCAACUCUCGAGAGCCCAGUCAGUCAAAUCGCUGCCCAUAGAGGAGGACAUUGAGGGCAGCAACAGUUUUGUGGUAGUCGAAGAACAACAGCACGAGCUUGAGUCAUUACCCCCUAGUGCUGAGACCAUGCCGGAAAAGCAGCAGCGGGAGGAACUAGUAGAACCAGCGGAAGUCUCAAACAAGGGACUAAAGUCGGUUCAACGGAAUGAAGAAAUGGUGAUCCACUCACGUAGCAUUUCGCUAGACUCGCUCUACGGGGCACGGCCGGGAUCAAAGCAGGGAUCCUUGGACACCUGCACAAGCACCACGGACAACACCUCGCAGUCCGGCUCCCAGAUGGGAAACAUCGGCGUCCCUGGAAAGGCUCAGCACACUCCGCUCCAGCAGAAGUCGAAGACAUCGUACUUCUUGCGGGCACAGCGACGAGUCUCGCCCGUAAAGCAGGCUAUAAAAAUGUCCCAGGCGGAACUUUUUCCGCAGAAUAUGGCCCGCUUUGAUAAGCCACGCGAGGCUCUGCUCAAGACUUUUGACCAGCUUGACUCUAGCAAUUGGGAGACUAACAUGACCGGCUUGAAGAACAUGGUGCGCCUCAUUCGCUAUCAUGCCGACACACUGGACAAUCAGAUGCACAUGACCUGCAUCCAGCUGACCCGCUCAGUCCGAAACCUUCGCUCCCAAGUGGCUCGCGCUUCAUGCCAGGCCGCUGCCGAGUUGUUCUCCCUGAAGUCCAACAGUCUCCAGCUGGAGUGCGACGACUUGGUGUGUGCCCUCCUGCACCGCACCGCCGACACUAACCGCUUUCUCCGCGCCGACGCCACUCGUGCCCUGGAGUCGAUGGUGGACAACGCACAGCCUCAGAAGAUACUAAACAUCCUGGCGACAAAGGGAGCACAACACCAGAACGCCCUGGUGCGCACCACAUCGGCAAAGCUGCUCUUCAGACUUGUCGAGCGGCUGGGAAGUGAUCGUAUCUACGCAAUGGGUCGGGAGAGCCGGGACAAGUUCUUUGUGGUGGGGGCCAAUCUGCUGCUGGAGGGCAGCCUGGAGACCCGCAGCUAUGCCAAGUCCUUAUUCCGAGCCCUCUCCGAGCACCACAAUUACCAGCGAUUGCUGCUGGAGGUGAUACCACCGCGCACGUACAGGAAGGUUGAGAAGACGCUGAGGAACAUCACACACUGAUUUCGCUUGCUCGACGACAUCUGUACAGCUAACAUUAAAAUAUAUUAAAAAUACAACCAUAUCUCGAUUGUAUGUAAUCUUAAGUUAACCGUAAGGACUAAUAAAAACAUUGUUAUGUCUCAAA